Messenger RNA from Chrysoperla carnea, 906 nucleotides. RefSeq names its product zinc carboxypeptidase-like. Gene Ontology annotation, molecular function: zinc ion binding; metallocarboxypeptidase activity. The record is from RefSeq and is a predicted model, not a curated record. The coding region runs from base 1 to 906 and encodes 301 amino acids. Gene Ontology annotation, biological process: proteolysis. The transcript is spliced from 4 exons. Lineage: Eukaryota; Metazoa; Arthropoda; Insecta; Neuroptera; Chrysopidae.
AUGACGUCCACCUAUUAUCAGUGCCGUUCUUUCAGUGCUUCAACUGUUGGUGGUUGCCUGAUUAAUAUAUAUUUGGAAAAUUUACAUUUGCAAUACCCUAAAAUUACGAGAAUUAUAAAUAUUGGAAAAUCAUAUGAAGGUCGUGAUAUGAAAGUAAUUCAUAUAUCAAAAUCACAUAGAAAUAAAAUUAAAAAGCCAGCAAUAUUAAUUGAAGGAGGAAUACAUGCUCGAGAAUGGAUAGCUCCAAGUCAAGUUUUAUAUAUAAUCAGUCAAUUGGUUGAUAAUCGGCAAGAUUUAAUUAAACAUUUAGAUUGGUACUUAUUACCAGUACUGAAUCCUGACGGAUACGAAUAUACUCAUACAAAUGAUCGAUUAUGGCGAAAAACUCGUUCCAAUAUAAGAGGAAAAAACCUUGCAGAAAAUUGUAUUGGUGUAGAUGGUAAUCGUAAUUUCAAUAUUGGAUGGAUACCAUUAUUUUAUUGUACAAAUUUAUUUAGUGGUCUGAGACCAUUAAGUGAAGUCGAAGUGGAAAAUUUCACAAAAUUUGCAAAAACAAUUCAACAUCAAAUUAAAUUAUAUCUAUCAUUUCAUAGUUACGGAAAUAAGAUAUUAUUUCCAUAUGGUUAUACAUACAGAAAACCAAAGAAUUGGAAUGAAUUAAUAAGUUUAGCUCGUGCUGUUAAUAAUUCCAUGCCAGAAAAUUAUAAAGUUGGAAGUUCAUUUACCACAUUAUAUUAUGUUCCUGGAGGAAGUGUUGAUUGGUUUUAUGAUGUGUUAAAUGUUUCAUUAACAUUUUGUUUAGAACUAACUCCAAAUAGUUUUAUUGUAAAUGAAACAGAUAUUUUAGAUGUGUUUAUUGAUAAACCUGAAGGAAUCGCCGAUGAUAAUAAGGUUGGAAAAGCUUAA